This is a messenger RNA of Cygnus atratus (black swan), 641 nucleotides long. RefSeq names its product ribosomal protein L23a (gene RPL23A). The record is from RefSeq and is a predicted model, not a curated record. Gene Ontology annotation, biological process: translation; ribosomal large subunit assembly. The transcript is spliced from 5 exons. Gene Ontology annotation, cellular component: ribosome; cytosolic large ribosomal subunit. Lineage: Eukaryota; Metazoa; Chordata; Aves; Anseriformes; Anatidae. The coding region runs from base 126 to 593 and encodes 155 amino acids. Gene Ontology annotation, molecular function: structural constituent of ribosome; rRNA binding.
CCCGCCGAGACUACACUUCCCGGCGAGCCUCGCGGCGAGAGGGGCAGGGAGAUCUCGCGCGAUUUGGGGCUAUAAGCCCGUGCGGCGCGGGGCGGGCGGCCCCUUUCGGCUUCCGGCCGCCCAAGAUGGCGCCCAAGGCGAAGAAGGAGGCCGUGCCUCCGAAGACAGAGGCGAAAGCCAAGGCGCUGAAGGCCAAGAAGGCCGUCCUGAAGGGGGUCCACAGCCACAAGAAGAAGAAGAUCCGCACGUCGCCCACCUUCCGGAGGCCCAAGACCCUGCGCCUGAGGCGGCAGCCCAAGUAUCCGCGGAAGAGUGCCCCACGGAGAAACAAGCUUGACCAUUAUGCCAUUAUCAAGUUCCCUUUGACAACAGAAUCGGCGAUGAAGAAGAUAGAGGACAACAACACUCUGGUUUUCAUCGUCGAUGUCAAGGCAAACAAGCACCAGAUCAAGCAGGCAGUGAAGAAGCUGUAUGACAUCGACGUGGCCAAGGUCAACACGUUGAUCAGGCCUGACGGGGAGAAAAAAGCUUACGUCCGACUGGCUCCAGAUUACGAUGCGCUGGAUGUAGCCAACAAGAUUGGAAUCAUCUAAACUGCAUCAAGGACUGUACAGACAGGACAAUAAACCCUGUAAAACCAC